Molecule: messenger RNA, 639 nt
Organism: Diutina rugosa
Lineage: Eukaryota; Fungi; Ascomycota; Pichiomycetes; Serinales; Debaryomycetaceae
Exons: 1
Coding region: 1-639 (212 amino acids)
Cellular component (GO): outer membrane
Source: RefSeq, a predicted model, not a curated record
AUGUCUGCUAACGACUUCUACAACUCGGGGGACCAAUCCAACUAUAACCCCAGAGAACAAUCGCGCGACGACAACCGUGAAGACGGCGACAGAGGCCUCUUGGCCACCGUUGUCGGCGGUGCCGCCGGUGGCUACGGUGGCGGCAAGCUUGCCGGCGACCACCUGACCCUCGGUAAGAUUGGUGGUGCCAUUGCCGGUGCUUUCGCUGCUAACAAGGCUGAAGACGCCUGGGAAGAACGCAGAGACGAACGCAGAGAUGAAGGCAGACACGAAGGCAGACACCACGAAGGCGGUCUUUUCGGUCACCACGACAAGCGUGACGACAGACGUGACGACAGACGCGACGACUUCGGUGGCCGCGACAACUACGGCGGUGGUCGCGACAACUACGGUGGCUCCGGUGGCUUCGGUGGUGGCCGUGACGACUACGGUAGUGGCCGCGACAACUACGGCGGCUCCGGCGGCGGUCGCGACAACUACGGUGGUCGUGAUGACUUUGGCGGCCGUGACAACUACGGCGGCGGCCGUGACAACUACGGUGGCCGCGACAACUACGGUGGCCGCGACAACUACGGUGGCUCCGGUGGCUACGGUGGUCGCGACGACAGACGUGAUGGCGGCUACAACGACAGAUACUAA